AUGGUAGAUGUGAUGAGGACAACUUCUACCACUUCGUCUAGAUCGAGAUCCUCAACAAAUCAAAAUGAUGUUUUAGUUCAUGAUCGAGAUGUGACCACCACCACCGCCACAACACCCUCAAGAUUAGAGAGCAAUGAAGGUGACCAGGCCCGAGCUCUCCAUACGUACUCCACCGCCACCACACCCUCAUCGAUUAUUCGUACGAAAGUGACCAAGGAUGAUACAGCAAGAAUGAGUCGAGAUAAAUUUGAACUGAAUAGCGAUCGAGAUACCCAUGAUGAUGAAGUUAGUGAAUUGAUAUCAGUGAUGAAAUCGAUGCAGGUUAAAAACCCAACAUUGAUAUUGUUAGAUGGAACAUUGAAUAAUAUCGAUGCACGAAUACUUGUUGAUUGCGGUGCAUCACAUAAUUUCAUAUCUGAAUAUUUUGUUAAAUGUCACGGCAUACCAACGGAUACCGUACGUAAAAUGUCCGUCAGUGUUGCCAAUGGUAUAAAAU
This is a messenger RNA of Didymodactylos carnosus, 496 nucleotides long. The record is from the annotation of a GenBank genome assembly. Lineage: Eukaryota; Metazoa; Rotifera; Eurotatoria; Philodinida; Philodinidae.